Adineta steineri is the source of this 6588-nucleotide messenger RNA. The record is from the annotation of a GenBank genome assembly. NCBI's taxonomy places the organism in Eukaryota, Metazoa, Rotifera, Eurotatoria, Adinetida, Adinetidae.
AUGGAUUCUAAAAUUGACGAUGAAAACCCAUCGACUGAUGAUACACCAACAAUAUCUGAUGUACAAGUAAAUCCUUUGACAAUAAUGACAUCAGUACCACCAUUUAAACCUGUUGAUGAGAAUCAAGAGAAUCCACUUGAAUCAAAAACUGCUGAUGUAUCAUCACAUCAAUCAGCAGAUAUUGAUUUGUCCCCAUCAUUUAAUGCAGAUGUUUCAUCGCCGAUUGCUUUUCUAUCAGCAUCAACGUUAGCUGAUCAACAAUUAUCAACAAAUACUCAUAUGGAUAAUCAUUCAAUUGCUGCUUGGGUUGAAUCAACAACAGCAGAAACUACUUCACCAACAAUUGAACGUUCACCAUCACUUCCAUCAACAUUACUUGAUCAAGGCAUAAUAUCUGCUCGGCGAGAUUCAAAUGUAUCAACUAUAUGUGAUCAACAACAAUCAAUUAUUUCAGAAUUAUCGUCUUCCCAACAAUUAUCAUAUUCAAAUGAUAUGCAACGUAGUUUAUCUGUACCUAUAAAUGAUCCAUAUGAUCAAACUGAUAAUAAUGAAUUGAUUCUUCCAAUAAAUGAUAAAAAUGAAGAUGAAGAUGAAGAUGAAGACGAAGAAGAAGAAGAAGAAGAUGUGUCAUUAAAAUUUCUUCCUAUACCUGAAUCAGAAGAUUCCGAAGUUGAUAAGAAAAAAAAACAACUACCAUCUAUAAAUGAAGAACAAGUACAAUUCGAAGCUCGAUCACCAAUAACUCAAGAAAGUUCAAAAAAAUCACCAAAUGUUUCUUUCCAUGCAUCAGUUUCAUUCGAAACACAUCAUAAAUCAUUACCAACACGUCGACAACGUCGUAAUUCAUGGAAUAUAAAUCGAACUAGAUUACCUUCAUUUCAACGUUCACUAUCUUCUAUAGUAACAACUCAACAACCAUCAUUACAUUCUCAUGUUCUUCGUAAACAAUUUAAAACUUCUCUUUCAAUGCCUAAUGCGGGUGAUUAUUCAUCUGGUGAUGCAACACGACAAUCAUCUCGUGGAUCCGAUCAUAGUUUUCUCUCAACUCCAAAUACAGCUUCAUCUUUAUUACCAAGUUAUUCAAACAAUCAUCGUUUUCUUGCUAUUCCAUCAUCUUCAUCUGUUAUUUCUUCGGAUCGUAAUGCAUCAGUUAUAUCAGAUGCAUCUGGUCGAAGUGGUAUUGAAUCAACAAAUCUAGAAACAAGUAUAUCUGAUCCAUUACAAUCAUUAAGUAUUGAUGAUGAAAAAUUAAAAAAUCCAAAAUCAUUAUUUUAUCGUCAACAACGUACUAGUUCAGCAUCAAUAGGUUCAGAUGAAACACCUAGUACACAAAGUAAGUCAUCAUCUGAUGAUGAUAUGAAUAAUUUUAAUGCAAAAAUGAAAGAUUUAAGAAUUGAUAAAGAUUCACGAAAAGGAAAUAUAGAUAAAAGAAAAGAUAUUUUAAAACAAUUAAUGUGGUUACUUGAAAAAAAAGUAACUAUAUAUGGUCGAUAUGGACUUGGACGUCGAAGAUCAACAAGUCCUGUAAAACAGAUACAACAAAAAUCAACAUCAAAUGCAUUUGUUGAGUUUUGUUCAUCAUUUCGUUCAAAUAAUACUAUGAAUACACUUCCACGAAAUGAAACAGAUAAUCAAUCGAAAAUUUCUUCUCCACGUCUUUGUUGUUCAAAUACAAAUGAAAAUUCUAAUGUAUUACAUUCAUUACCAUUAUCAUUACAAACAUCAUAUGUUGAUCCAAUGAAUCAAAGUUAUACAUCUGUACGUAGUACACAUUCAGACUCAAGUGCAACAAGUCCAUUAAUAAAUACAAAACCUUUAGCACGAAAUUCAUUAACUUUAACAACAUCACUUCAACGAAAACGUCCAGUACAUCGUCGUAAUUUAAGUGGUUUAGCAGCUAUUACACGUGAUCGUAAAAAUUCAUUUAAUAAAUCCGAUCAACAAAAUAUUGUACCAGUUUUACAACAAGAACAAGAACCAAAAUUACCAAUGAAUCGUAAUAUAGAAGAUAUUCUUAAUGAACAUUUAAUAAUGAUUAAUAAAUUUCUUUCAAGUCAUUUAUAUAAUGCUAGUAUGUCUUAUCCAUCACAAAAUUCUUCCAUUCGUGAUUUUCUUUAUACACGUUUAAAUGAAUUAUCACAACAAAAUCCAAUGAAUCAACGAUGUUCAAGAGUUGAAACAAAAGCUUUCAUUGAUUUAAUUAGUACAUUUCAAAUGAAUCGUGCACAUCAUUAUAGUUUUUUAACAGAUAGUGUAAAAGAUUUAUUAAUAUCAAAUAAUGAAGCAAUACAUCUUAUGAAUCAAUACAGUGAAAAUGAUGAUGAUAUAAUUCAAGAUGGUCAUAUUGCUAGUAAUGAAUCAUCAAAUACAUCGUCACCAUCAUUAACUCGUUAUACAAGUACUGAAUCAAAACCUGAAAUAGAUGAUGAUAACAAAUUAUUUAACGAUCGUCCAUUACGUUUUUUUCGUACACUCUCGGAAGAUUAUAUUCUUGCUUGUGAACGUACAGAAAAUGACUUAAAAAAUUUAUUUGAUAUAGCUGAUCAACAACAUACACUCUACUGUUUAAAACAUAUUGAUAGUGGUCAUACAAAUGAUUCAUUAGCAGCAUUUCAUCGACGACUUGAUGCACUUUUUGUUUGGUAUAAUCUUUAUUAUGAAUUAACAAUAUCAGUUAGAAAAUUAAGUGGUCUUUUACGUUGUGAUGAUUGUGAUGAUUGGCCUAAAUUACAUUUUCGUUCAAUAGGAACUCAUCGUGAACGAAAAGCAAAACGUGCUAACGAAACUUACGUUGAUUAUGAUUCAACAAGUGAAGAAUCCGAUGCUGAAGAUGAAGAGGAAAUAAAAACAACAGAAGAAAGUGAUGUAGAAGUCGAAUCAGAAGAUAGUGGAGAUAAUGAUAUUCUACCAAAAACAUAUUGGCCUGAAGAACCACCUGAUCAUUUAUCACGUCUUGAAAUUGCCGAUGAUUCAACAACAACAACAACAAAUGAGAUAAAUCCAAAAGUAAAAGCAUUAAAUCGAAAUGGUUGUUAUCGAAAUUUUGUUUAUUAUAUGGAUAAACGUUCUUAUCAAGUUAAAUAUGAUGGAUUAGCAAGGACAUUAAUCGAACGUGUUGCACCAGUUCUUGUUAAGACUCGUUUAGCUUUAUUACAAACAGAUGAUCGACGUAAAAUAAAACUCGAACAAGUUCUUGCAGGUUCACCAUUAUGUGAUUUUCAAACUUCACAGAUAAAUAAAUCUGAAUCGAAAAUUAAUCUUAAUAAUGAUGAUACAGAUGAUAAGCUAGUUGAUACAGAUAAUCCAGUUGAUGAAAAUUCAAUAGCAGAUAUCAAUAUUGGAGAAUUAACUAUUGAAAAAUGGCUUUUUCAUGUAUUAAAAUCAUGUCCAACUAUAAAAACAAUAUGUUCACAUACUGAUGAUAUAUUAAAACAAAAUUGGCUUGAAUUACAUCAACAAUUAGGUUUACCAUCUUUAUUACCAUUAUAUUUUUUUAUUAUUAAUGUUUUACUUGAUGUUAUGAAUGAAUGUUUAAAACUUUAUAAUAGACCUUAUAUGAAUAAUGAUACGAUUGAAAUCGAUUCUCUUUGUCGACAACAACUUGUUCGUGAAGCAAAACUUGUAUUAAGAGAUGCAUUAGCUACUCGUUUAUAUAGUGUACGUAUGAUGGAACAAUUUAUGUCUCAACGUGAAAUAACUCACGAACUUAUGGAAUUCGAUGAAAAUACUAUUAAACUUUAUACGCAUUAUAAACAAUUUUUAAGUACAGUUUGUAUUAAUCGAACAUUUGGUAUACAUGAUAGUGAUAAUAUGAUUAUGAAUAAUGAACCAAAUAUUGAUUAUUAUUAUUAUGUUGAUGAAGAAACAUCAGAAUUAAUUAAAGAAUAUUAUUUUGCUAGAGAUUUAACAGUUACAUUAGGAAAUCGAACAGAAAUUCGUGAUCUAUGUAAUGAAUUUUGUGCUUUAGCAUUGAGAAUAUUAGCACAAUUGAAAGAAGAAUUAAAUGGUAAAACAGAAGAAUAUUAUCAAGUAUUUGCAAUUGAUAUGAAUGAUAAAUUAGGACUUAAUGAUGGAUCAUAUUCAGCCGACAUAACUUCUGAUACAAUCAAACAACCAUCAUUUCAAACAUCAGCAAGUGUUCCACCUGAACUAUAUCAUAAUGACUCAAUAGUUUCUGAUACAGCUUCAUCUUUUUCUGAUCAAAAGAAAAACGAUAUAAUUUCAAGUACACGUGAAUUUCGUCGACAUUUUGAUAUAAUCAAACAACGAACAACACGUGUUUGUCAAUUAGCUAAAACACUUGUUGAUGAUUUCUCGAUUGCAAUUGAAUUUAACUGUUUCAAUCAUAUUGAAUUAUGGCAACAACUUCGUCAAAGUUCUUAUGUUCAAGUUAAAAUAUAUUUUAAUAAAAAUAAAGCAGAUGAUUUUGAUAAUUUUUAUAUUUUUGCUCCACCAUGGUUAUCAACAGAUAAAAAUCAAGUUGAAAAAAUUUUAAGUAUUAUAUGUACUCAACAAUUACCAAUAGAUGACAUAAAUCGAACAAAUAAAGAUGACCAUCCAUGUUAUAUUGUAUUUUUACCAAAGAAAAGUUUUCAACGACAAAAAAUUCAAUGGUCUGGAGAAAUUUUAUUUAUUCAACCAAGUGAAAGUACAAAAUUAGCUUUAAAUUCUACAGAACUUGAUUCAUUACAUUUGGUUAUAAAUCGAUCUGAUCAUUGGGAACAUAUAGCAAAAUUAUUUCAAUCACAUGUUGGAUUAACAACUGUGGAACUUAUUAGAAAAUUACCACGUGAUGAAGAUAUUCGUUCAACUUUUGAUCAAUUACCUGAACAUAUUGAAAAAUUAAGUAUUGAAAUAACAAAUCUUGUUCGAACAUUAAAUACAAUUUGGGAUCAAGAUUCAACAAAAAUUUAUCUUACAGAAAUUGUUAAAUUUGAUGAACGUACAAUUGAAUCAAAAUUAGUUGAUCUUGUUUUAUAUGUUUAUAAUUCUGGUUUUGAUCUUUUUCGUCUUUUAUAUGAUCUUAUACCAACUAUAUCAUCAAAUAAUGAUGAAAUACUCGAAAAAUUUGUUCGAACUAUGAAUGAAUUCUUCUGUGAAUGGUGUAAAUGUGUUACAAAAAAAUUUAAAUAUAUAUCAGGACAACAAGCUCGAACAGCUAGAUAUAAAGUAUUUAGACCAAAAUGGCUUUCUCCUGGUAUGGUUUUUCUUCGAUUUUUGGCAAAAUCAACUCAUUUACAAUUACUGUCAGAUGAAGAUUAUAAAAAAUUAACUAAAGAAAUGCCUGCUGCUCUUGAUGCUUUAUAUGGAAAUGUGAAAGGUAAUCCUACUUCACCAACGACUAAAGUUCGUUCCAAUAGUGUUUCAUCAAUAUCAAUAAAUUUAGGCCGACCACGAGUUUCUUCAAGUACAAAUGUACAUCGACGAAAUGAAAGUGGUGGUCGUUAUAAUGAACUAAUAACUUCAACAUUCUUAACACCUCGUCAACGUAUUACACAAAAAAUAAAAGAUCUUGAAAAUAAUUUAGAAAAAAAAUUUCGUGAACGAAAACAAAUUGGACAAAUUUUUGAUACAACAUCAUUAACAAGUGGAACUAUUCCAGAUCCUGUUAUAUCAUUAAAAACACGUAAUAUUGAUUUUCCAUGGCGUCGUGGAACCCGUAUUGGUCAAGGUGGUGCUGGUGUUGCAUUUCGUGCAAUUAAUGCUUCAAAUGGAUCUAUUGUAUGUAUGAAAGAAAUUCAAUUAUCAUCAAUUGCUUCUCGAUCAUUACCAAAUGCAUAUCCUGAUAAACUUCGACGUAUUGCAAAAGAAAUCGAUAUGAUUAUGUCUAUCAAUCAUCCAAAUAUCGUACGAUAUUUUGGUAUCGAAAAAUAUAAAAGAACAAUUUAUAUUUGUAUGGAAUAUUGUUUAUCGACAGUAAAUGAAUUUCUUAAUGAUAUAAGAUCAUUUCAAAAACGUGCACGUAUAAAACGAAAGAAUAGUAUUUUAUGGAGUGAUUCAAGUGAGCAAGAUGAAAAUUAUAGUACAUAUGACGCUCUUUUAACUUCUUCACUUGAUUUUAAUGAAAAUGUUCGUGGUUUUGUUAAACAAUUAUUAAAUGCUUUAAUGGCUUUACAUGAAAAUAGUAUUGUUCAUUGUGAUGUUAAAGGUGAUAAUAUAUUUAUUGCAAAUGAAGAUGGAAAAUAUAUCGUUAAAUUAGGUGAUUUUAAUUUAUCUCAUCGACUUGAACUUGAAUCACCAUCAUCAGAUGGCAGUGAUUCACGUAGUACACAAAAAGGAACGAUAUAUUUUAAACCUCCAGAAUCUGAAUAUGUUUAUAAAUCUGAUAUAUGGGCACUUGGUUGUACAAUAAUAGAAAUGUUAACUGGCAAAUUACCAUGGACAAAUGUAACACGGCCACCCGACGAUCAAAUUUAUAUUCAAAAUCAAUUAUUAGCGAAAAAAGGACCACCCAUUCCAGAAGAAUUAAGAGAUCAAAAUGAAGCAUAUGAAUUUAUUGAAUUAUGUUUAAAACCUGAUCUUGAAGAACGUCGAUCAGCUAGAGAAUUACUUAAUCAUCCAUAUCCACGAGUUCGAAUUGGUUCGUAG